Molecule: messenger RNA, 977 nt
Organism: Tigriopus californicus
Lineage: Eukaryota; Metazoa; Arthropoda; Copepoda; Harpacticoida; Harpacticidae
Product: actin-related protein 2/3 complex subunit 3-like
Exons: 1
Coding region: 322-879 (185 amino acids)
Biological process (GO): Arp2/3 complex-mediated actin nucleation; regulation of actin filament polymerization
Cellular component (GO): Arp2/3 protein complex; cytoskeleton
Molecular function (GO): actin filament binding
Source: RefSeq, a predicted model, not a curated record
CCGCUGGAAACACAUUCAAAUGAGUGUGGUGAGAGUGCAUCCGAGAUAAGGGCUAGAGGCCAUCAUCCACGGGUUUGCUUUUUUCAUACACCUACUCCUCCAGCCACACUUUGGAGACGAUCAUCCGCUUAUCUCACAUGUCAGGAACUCAUUGCCUAUGUCAGACUACUAAAUAAACAUGAAGUGGUGUGGCUGAAUCAAAGACGACCUACACUGGGAAUAAUAGCAGGAUGAGGACUGUGAUGUGGGGGGUGUCGUCCUUUUCAAUUCAAUCGAGGUGUGCUGUCGAAUGUACGUCUCGAAGACGAAAAGUGCCACAAAAUGCCGCCUUAUCAUUCUAGUGUCCCGUUCAAUGAUCAGAAAGUCAUCUCGAAUAUCCCUCUUCUACCCCUAAAAGUGACAACCAAAGGCACUGGAACACGUGGUCCCGCUCCUGUGGUGGCCAACAAUACUGACCGGGAUAUCGUGGAUGAGAGUUUGGAGCUCUUCAAGGCGAACAUUUUCUUCAGUUCCUUCGAGAUCAAAGAUCGAUCAGACCAGUUGCUGGUGUAUUGCAUUUUAUACAUUGUCUUGUGCUUGAGGAUGAUCCAGAAGUGUGCCACCAAGGAACGAGCGGUUAAGGAGAUGUUCACCUUGGCAUUGGAGAAAUUUGACCUGCCGGGGGACGCUGGGUUUCCGCUCAAUUGUUAUUAUGAACCGGCUAAAUCACAACAAGACAGAGAUACCCUCCACAAGUAUUUGACCCAAAUCCGAAGCGAGAUCGGAGCUCGAUUACUGGAACGUGUUUUCGAUCCCAAGAUCAGUGUGGAUGGAAAACCAAGUAAAUGGUGGAUGUGCUUUGCCCGCAAGAGGUUCUUGAACGUCGAAUUGUCGAAAUGAGUGGCGUGUCCGUCAAAAAUCGAAAUUAGCUUUAUGGAAUUCAUUAUCGAAUGAUUUAUUGUUGGCAAAUAUAAUGGAGCAUUGUGAUAUAAAUCUAA